This is a messenger RNA of Archocentrus centrarchus (flier cichlid), 3691 nucleotides long. RefSeq names its product ATPase phospholipid transporting 8B3 (gene atp8b3). The coding region runs from base 111 to 3560 and encodes 1149 amino acids. The record is from RefSeq and is a predicted model, not a curated record. The transcript has 29 exons. Gene Ontology annotation, cellular component: plasma membrane; trans-Golgi network. Lineage: Eukaryota; Metazoa; Chordata; Actinopteri; Cichliformes; Cichlidae. Gene Ontology annotation, molecular function: ATP hydrolysis activity; ATP binding; magnesium ion binding. Gene Ontology annotation, biological process: Golgi organization; phospholipid translocation.
GUCGUCUGUAGCAGCAAACAAAGCAGGGCUGUUCAUUGAGCUAUCUGAAAAGAUUCAGCAAGAAGAGCAGCAUAACUGGAGUCUGCAAGCAUCCAAAUCUACACAACAUCAUGAGUGAGGAAAGUGCUGAAUUGGGCUUCACAUGGGAGGUGAGGGCAAACAGUCGCCACUACCACAAACUUAAACAGAAGAAAUCCUUUCUGUGCUUCCGCUGGGGGAGAGCCGCUGAUAAUGUGGUGCGCAGCUACAAGUACUCCCCCCUGACUUUCCUGCCCCUAACGCUGUUUGAACAGUUCCAGCGAGCAGCCAAUCUCUAUUAUCUCCUAAUGAUGGUGUUGCAGUGUGUCCCUGCCAUCUCAUCCAUACCAUGGUACAUCACCAUCAUCCCGCUGAUCUCGAUUCUUUCAGUGAGAGGGCUGAAAGACCUCAGCAACGACAUGGCAAGAAGACGCAGUGACUCUGAGAUUAACUCCAGACCUUGUGACAUUCUCAUUUCCCAGAGUUUUCGCACAAAGAAGUGGAAAGAUGUGUGUGUGGGAGAUGUACUGCGGAUCCACAAAGACCAAGUGAUCCCUGCUGAUCUUCUUCUUUUGUGCAGCUCAGAGCCUCACAGUCUGUGUUAUGUGGAGACAGCUGAUAUAGAUGGAGAGACCAACCUCAAGUACCGGCAGGCACUCAAUGCUACACACAAUGUGCUGACUUCUAACCCCUCAGAGGAGGCCCUUGGUGCCUUUGAUGGUGUUGUGCUUUGUGAGGAGCCCAACAAUCGCUUGUACACGUUCAGAGGUCAGCUGCAGUGGCGGGGAGAGAUUCUCCCCUUGGACAGUGAACACAUCCUGCUGAGGGGAACAGUCCUACGCAAUACAGGCUUUGCCUACGGCUUGGCCAUAUAUACUGGCGCAGACAGCAAGAUCCUGAGGAACAGCGGGAAACUGAAAGUAAAGAGGACUCAGAUGGAAAAAGUUUUUAACAAAGUGGUGAUCGGGAUAGUCCUGUGUGUGCUGCUGGCAGCUCUGCUCCUUGCCAUUGGCAAUGGCGUGUUUUCCACUCAGGUCAUGAGACAGACAGAUGCUCUGUCUGCUCUGGUGGUUAACAGCGAUGCUGUCUACACCGGAUUCCUCGUCUACUGGAGCUACAUCAUCCUUCUCAGCCCAGCCAUGCCUAUAGCCCUCUAUAUCUCGUUUGAGCUGGUCCACACGGUCCACAGCCUGUUUAUUGGCUGGGAUUUGGAGAUGUAUUGGCAGCAGGGAGACAAACCGGCUCAGGCUAGGAAUACUUCACUGAAUGAGGAGCUCGGCCAAGUGGGAUACCUGCUGAGUGACAAAACUGGGACACUAACCCAGAAUCGCCUGCUCUUCAGACAGUGCUGCAUAGCUGGAGAUAUCUAUGGUGAUACGUCAGUCAGAGCAGAGGAUGUAGAGCUCAUGGAUUUAAGCUGGAAUCCCUUCUCCUGUGGUGGUCUCUUUAUGUCAGCUCCAGCCCUUGUAGACAGACUUAGAAGGAACCAGUGUCCACUCAGCAGACAGUUCUUUACUGCACUUGCUUUAUGUCAUACUGUCAUGGCAGAGUGGAAGGAAGAGACUCCAGUUUACCAGGCUGCAUCCCCAGAUGAGGAAGCCCUUGUUGGUGCCGCCAGAGAGCUGGGUUGGGUCUUUCUGUCUAGGGCAAGAGAUUUUAUCGUUGUCUCAGAAAUGGGUGUCACUCGCAGGUAUCAGCUCCUGGCACUGCUGGAUUUCACCAGCAAGAGGAGGCGCAUGUCUGUACUGGUGCGAGAGCCAGAGGGUGGAAUAAAAUUGUACUGUAAAGGGGCAGAUAUAGUGAUCCUGGAGAGACUGCAGAAGGACUGUCCAUAUCAGGAAAGGAUGGAAACAGCUCUAGAGCUGUUUGCCGAGGCCUGUCUGAGGACACUGUGUGUUGCGGUUCGAUCUGUUCCCGAGGCAUUGUGGGAGCGGUGGAAUAAAACUCUGUCCCAGUCAGCAACCAUGGCGACCUGUGACCGUGAUGUUCUGCUGGAAGAACUAUAUGAUAAGAUGGAGAUGGACCUGCAGCUGCUGGGGGUGACAGCAAUUGAGGAUCGGCUUCAGGAUGGAGUGCCUGAGACCAUUGCACUACUUCAAGAGGCUGGGAUUAAAGUAUGGGUACUGACUGGAGACAAAAAAGAGACUGCAGUGAAUAUUGGAUUUUCUUGCAAACUGCUGGAUCCUGAUAGCAGAAUAGUAGAAUGGCAAGAGCUGAGACAGAUACUCCAGUCCCCAGAUCCACGGGUGAGUUUCUUUAAGGCCAGACAGACAGAGCUGUGGGCUGUAGACAAGAAGAUGGCUGUAGCAAAGACUUCUGUGGUCCUCACCGGACCUGAGCUGGCAGAGUUUGACCAGAGGCCAGAAUGGGGGGCCACAUUCAUGAGCCUGACAGAACAUUGUCGGUCUGUGCUAUGCUGCCGCGUAACACCUGCACAGAAGGCUGGAAUUGUCAACAUGGUCCAGAAACAUACGAGUUCGGUCACCAUGUCCAUUGGUGACGGUGCCAAUGACGUCAACAUGAUCAAGACGGCUCAUGUUGGCGUGGGACUGGCAGGAGUGGAGGGAGGUCAGGCUGUGCAGAAUGCAGACUUUGCAUUGUCCCAGUUCAGGUUUCUGCAGCGGCUGCUCCUCAUCCAUGGCCGAUGGUCCUAUCGGCGCAUUUCCCUCUUCCUGCGCUAUUUCCUGUUUAAGACUUGCAGUUUUGCUCUUGUGCAUGUAUGGUUUGGUUUCUUCAAUGGCUUCAGUGCUCAGUCUCUGUAUGAAACAUGGUUCAUCGCGUUAUACACUGUUUUCUACACUGCGUACGCAACGAUUUGCAUGGCCAUGUUUGAACAGGAUGUCAGCGCAGAGAACAGUUUAAAAUUUCCAGAGUUGUACCAUUCUGGACAGAAACAUGAGCUCUCAAGCCCUCUGAAGUUGUCCUUGUCGCUCCUGCAUGCUGUCUAUGCAUCGCUCGUGUUCUUCUUCAUCCCGUUUGGAGUUUUCAGCAACACAGCCUUAGACUACCAGACUAUGGCGGUCACAGUCUCCAUGGCAGCUACGUUCACUGCCACAAUUGAGAUUAUUCUGAUGACCAGAUACUGGACAAAAUUCAACAUAGCAGCUGUGGUUGUCUCUGUGGUGUUGUUCUUCAUCUGUACCAGGAUCACCCACAACACCCGCCUUUUUCAACAGUCACCCAAGGACUAUUACUUUCUUGGUGUGUCUGAUAAGGCCUUCAUUGAUCCAGUUGUGUGGCUCACCGCUCUGCUCACUGCCUGGACAGCUGUUUUGCCUUCAGUGACUGCUUUUGCCCUCAAUGUCAUUCUCACCCUCCAUGACAAACACAAGGUCCACAGUGUGUCACAUCAGCCAGUGGAACUGAGGUCUAAUUUCAGAAGAGGGACAUCUCUCCGCCGCUCCUCUUAUGCUGUCUCUCAGGGAGCUGGGUCCGGACGCUACAUCACCUCAGCAACGCACAUCCACCCCACAGAACUGCCAGUAGAUGAGAAGGUGACUGCAAGUAAUAACUCCACUGACCGCACGGAACAUGAACGAUGACUAAUGCAUUUAAAGUUUUUAGAACAGAAAAUAUGUGAUCAUAUUAAUUGCUCCUGCAACACAGAACUGAAAAAGAUUUUUCCUCUGUUUUACAUAUGGUUUUGUGAGCAGUUCUAAGCUGGUGCGCUACU